CAGGAACCCCAGGGCCCGGCGUCUUUCCGGAGACAGCGACUCCUCCUCCUCCUCCUCCAGGCACAGUGCCAGCUUGGGAAGGAAGCGGAGCGAGGACGCCAGCCUGGCACUCAGGAAGGAGGCGGGGAGGCGUGUCUCCGAGGGACCUGCUUCACAGCUCCACGUCGGGCCCAAACGCCCGCCAACCAGCCGGAGUCAGUCACGAGACCGUCUCAGCUUGCCGAAAACCAUGGCGGUGCCUAGGAAGGUUGAGUCAGAAGAGCGGGGCCGUCCUCGCGUGACAAACCGGCCCAACAAGCCUGGAUCGCAGAGCCCUCGUCCCCGGGCCCGCAGCCAGGGAAGGCCUGGAGGGGAGCCUGUGUUGCUCAUCAGCCGAGCCAAGGAUGGACAACAUUCCUGGACACGAGCCAACGAGACCAAGGAGAACGCCGGGGGUUCUGGAAGAAACACCCCCAGGACCAAGAGCCCGGCAAGGGGUCAGUUGACCCCAGUGGGUUCCUGUAGCCCUGCCCCCACCAAGCGCCGGGGUUCCUUGCCCGCUACCAAAAUAGCCAAUCCCUCCAUCCGAAUGCCUCCACCGGCCCCAGGACGUCAGCGACAGCCCUGCUUGACCGGACAACGUGCGGCCACGAGGCAGCCCCAGUUGGGGCAGAGUGGGCCUUCCGGACAGCCCGACGACCCUUUAGGGCAAGAGUUGGCAGUGAUGGCACAAGCUUUCCGCACCCCGCUGCGCCUCGACCCGAGCCAGGAGCAGCAGCUCUACCGGCGCCUGGAGGAAGAAUUCCUAGCCAACGCUAAAAUGAUAGGUUUGGAAAUGGACGAAGAGCUGGACCUGGGCAGCCAGGCCUGCAAUGGCGCCCGGCUCUUGCCCGCGAAUCCGGACCAAGGGACCGCCGAUUCCGCCUACUGCUCCUCCAGCUCCUCCUCUUCCUCCCUCAACGUCUUCAGCAAGUACGGUCUCCAACCCGAGGAGUCCAAGCGGAAGGCAGCCCACCAGACGGCCAGCAGUUCCGAGCCAGUGGAUUUCCACAAUGGCUCGGCAGAAGUUUCCGAGCUCUGGGACUCAUCCGGUUACCGUGACCGAAGGAGCCGCUGGAGGAAACCGGUCCUUUCCAGCUCAUCCGAUGAAAGCAACUGCUACCUGGGACUGAAUGACGUCCAGGAGGUCCAAGAGGGUCUGGAGCUGGACGAGACUCUGGUGGAUAGCCCCUGGGCCUCUGGGGAGCCGGUCCCUUCCCACACAAAGCGGGGAUCCUCCCUCCAGGAUGUCCUGGAGACCCUCGACACAUCCCCUUCGGCACAGUCGUCCCUGAGUAAUCCCGACCUCGUGCCUUCCAUCGACAAGCUGAAGCUGCGCCCGCAAAUCAAACCCCGGGCCGACUCCCAACCGGACAAGACCCCGUCGAAAAUCCCUACACCCCUCAGCUACAAGGCUUCCGGAGCCCAGAAGCCUCUGGCGGGAAGCGCCUCUGCCAAGGACAGUCCGGGCAGAGGUCGGUCCGAGCGCCGGGGAUGGGCGGCCUUCCACAACAUCUUCUCCUCGUCCUUCGGGGAGUGUUCCGGCGGUUCGGUGGAGUCUGGCGUGGCUGACGAGGGGACUUGGGCCUAGGCACCGGUGGACAGCACCGCCUAUGCCUCCUCCUCCUUCCCCCCCUGCUCCCGCUUCCAUGGUCCGGCCCUGUCUUUCUAGCUGCUUCCGUGGACCUUUUUCCCCGUGUGACUUUAUCAUAUGCUGCUGUGCAGAAGAGAGAUUUAUUUUUGGGUGGUGGGAGGAGAGGGGGAUGGAGGGAGGGAUGGAGGAGGGGCGGGUCAGAAAGCUUUGGAUUGCAAAAGGAGAUUCAUCCUUCUAUAUUUUAUUUUUGGAACGAGAGGCCGGAAGACGGCAGAGCUUAAAUUGCGGGACCGAGAGGUUGGCGCUUAGAUUGCGUGUGUGCAUGUGUUGUUGUUGUUGUUGGGGGGGUGCGUACGUGUGAAAGGCUUGCAUGGGGAAGUCCUUUAACACUGGAGACUAAAGGGAGCGUCAGGGUUAAUAUUCACUCCCUUGGUCAAUCACUGUCCAGGUUCCGCCAUCAUGGUGUUUCCCUCUUAGCUCAGCGCAAGCAGUCCUCGAUUUACCAACAUAGAAACCGCAACCUGUAUCCCUAAGUGACACGGUUGGUAACUGAGCCAUGUCCGAUGUUACGACCUUUUUCACCACAGUCAUUAAACGAAUCCACCUGUCCCUAUUAACUUCCUCAAAAUUCCCCUCCUCGCAAACAGCAAGCAUCUGAAGUUUAAUCACGAUUCGGCCGUGCCUCCGUUGUAAGUCCCAAUUUUCAGUGCUAUCGUAACUUGGAACAGGGUUUUUUUCAAUGGUCGUAAGUCGAGGACUGUGUGUAGCACAUCUGCGGGUUCCAACAACGUUCUUGUUUCGUUUGGACAGAAAGUCCAGCACUAAAAGUGUCUUUUUUUUUUUAAAUCAGGGCAACCUAGUCAACCCAAAUAUGGGACAGGCGAUACGGCUUCUACUUUCACCUUUCCGCCCCAAUCCAGGAGUCUUCGCAGGCAGUCGCUUUCGCGACAAACUAUUUUUUGUGUUAAAUUUAUGUUUUACUGACAAAGAAAUGAAGGGAGACUCGCAUAGAUCUAUUUCAAGCUCUCAUCA
Molecule: messenger RNA, 2644 nt
Organism: Thamnophis sirtalis
Lineage: Eukaryota; Metazoa; Chordata; Lepidosauria; Squamata; Natricidae
Source: RefSeq, a predicted model, not a curated record